Messenger RNA from Nomia melanderi (Alkali bee), 1664 nucleotides. RefSeq names its product splicing factor 3a subunit 3 noi (gene noi). Gene Ontology annotation, molecular function: RNA binding; zinc ion binding. Gene Ontology annotation, biological process: mRNA splicing, via spliceosome. NCBI's taxonomy places the organism in Eukaryota, Metazoa, Arthropoda, Insecta, Hymenoptera, Halictidae. The record is from RefSeq and is a predicted model, not a curated record. Gene Ontology annotation, cellular component: nucleus; spliceosomal complex.
UUGCAAUUAUUAUCUAUGAUUAAAUGUAUCAUAACCCUUGUGCAAAUGUCAACGGAGUGGUUUGAUAACAAUAAAGUUGCUUUUUUCGUUCGAGGUUGAAAAAUGGAAACGAUAUUAGAGCAACAACGACGCUAUCAUGAGGAAAGAGAAAGGUUAAUGGACGCUAUGGUCAAAGAAAUGUUGUACAAAAAGGCAGGGCAUAGAGAAAGCAUAAAUUCGGAACAUCGGUUAAAGAUGCUACUCGAUCAGUACAUGGAUAGUACUUUGCAUUUACAGGAUUUAUACGAAGAUAAGGACGGGCAAAGGAAAGAGGAGGUACAAGCACUUUCAGGUCCAAAUGAAUUUUCGGAAUUUUAUUCCCGCUUGAAAUCUAUAAAAGAAUUUUAUCGGCGACAUCCUAAUGAGAUAAGUAUUCCAAUGUCUGUGGAAUUCGAAGAACUGGCUAAGAUGAGAGAAAAUCCCACAGAAGAACUUUCAAAUCUUGUUGAAUUUACCGAUGAAGAAGGAUAUGGAAAGUAUCUUGAUCUUCAUGAAUGCUAUGAAAAGUAUAUUAAUCUUAAAGGAAUAGAGAAAGUAGACUACAUUACAUAUUUAUCAACUUUUGAUCAUUUAUUCGAUAUACCAAGAGAAAGGAAAAAUGCUGAAUAUCAAAAAUAUGUGGAAUCUUUGUUAGAAUAUAUAACCGAUUAUUUAAGUAGAGUUAGGCCAUUGCUCGAUUUAAAUGGAGAGCUUCAGGAAGCGAAUAGAGAGUUCGAAACACAAUGGGAGAACAAUACAUUUCCAGGGUGGCCAAAAGAAACUGGUAGUGCUUUGACCCAUGUAGGAGCUCAUUUAGAAUUGUCUGCUUUCUCUUCAUGGGAGGAGCUUGCAUCUCUUGGCUUAGAUAGAUUGAAAUCAGCUUUAAUGGCUUUGGGUUUAAAGUGUGGUGGUACACUCGAGGAAAGAGCCCAAAGACUGUUUAGUACAAAAGGAGAGGCUUCUUUGGAUCCAAAUCUUCUAGCUAAAAAUAAUAGAAAUAGAAAAUCUGGAAAGGGGAGAAACUCUGAAAAGCAAAAGGAGAUAGCAUGCUUGGAAGGACAGGUUUAUAGGCUUGCUGAAUUGGUAUCAACCCAACGAGUAGCCACAAAAGAAAAUGUACAGAGGAAACAAGCUAGAACCGAAGGUGAGAGAGGUGAUUCUGAUGCAGAAGCUAGCGCUAGCGAAUCGGAAGAAGAAGACGAUAACGAAGUUCCUUAUAAUCCAAAAAAUCUUCCUCUUGGAUGGGAUGGUAAACCUAUACCAUAUUGGUUGUACAAAUUACACGGUUUAAAUAUCAGCUACAACUGUGAAAUAUGUGGAAAUUUCACAUAUAAAGGUCCAAAAGCUUUUCAAAGACAUUUUGCCGAGUGGAGACACGCGCAUGGUAUGCGUUGCCUUGGUAUUCCAAAUACCGCCCAUUUUGCUAAUGUAACACAAAUAGAAGAUGCUCUGGCUCUAUGGGAAAAACUUAAAGCUCAAAAACAAGCUGAACGUUGGCAACCAGAACAGGAGGAAGAAUUCGAAGAUUCCCUUGGAAAUGUAGUCAAUCGUAAGACAUAUGAAGACUUAAAAAGACAAGGUCUUUUGUAAAAUCGUAUUCUGAUAUUCAUAAUAACUUUUGUAUAUUACGGUACAUUUCAUGUAAU